Molecule: messenger RNA, 393 nt
Organism: Prorocentrum cordatum
Lineage: Eukaryota; Dinophyceae; Prorocentrales; Prorocentraceae
Source: the annotation of a GenBank genome assembly
AUGGCGCGCUUGUUGGCGGUGAUGCUGAUGGCGCUCGCCUUCGUGCAGGCCAGCGCCUUGGACUCGGAGGAGGACCGCCCCAAGGGCGCCCGCAGGCGGCAGAUGGAGCGUACGCGCGCGGCGGAGCUCGACGCUGCGAUCGCCAAGUCCGGCUGCGCCGACCUCGGCGGCGAGAAGUGGUUCUCGGACGCGCACGGCGAGCUGUUUCAGGUGAAGCAGGACAAAUGCUCGAUCUCCUUCCAGCUGAAGAAGAAGAGCGGCGAGACGUACCAGAAGAAGGGUGUCGUGCGCGGCACCAGGGUGCUGGUGGAGCCGCCGUUCCCGGAGGGCCAGAUGCUGCCGAACCAGACCGUCAUGUGGGAGAGCGGCGCCCGCUGGGAGCGCAAGUGGUGA